AUGGGAAAGAGGUUCAAUACUCGUUGUUUUUUAGAUGUCAAAAUAGGUGAAGCCGAACGUAAGUGUAUAUGUCGAAUUCAUUUGUUCCUUUUUUUAGCUGAACGCAUUGUUGUUGAGUUGUUCGAUGAAAAGUGCCCUAAAGCGUGCGAUAAUUUCAAGAAACUUUGUCAAGGAAUCUGUGGUAUUGGUUUGAAGACUGGAAAGGCUUUGCAUUAUCAAGGGUCUACCUUCCAUCGCAUUAUCAAAGGUUUUAUCAUCCAAGGUGGUGAUUUUAGCAAUGGCGAUGGGACUGGUGGUGAAUCAAUUUAUGGGGGCACAUUUGCUGAUGAGGACAUGUCUUUGCUUCACGAUAGACCAUUUCUUCUUUCAAUGGCCAAUCGCGGCCCAAAUACAAACGGCUCGCAGUUUUUUAUCACAACUGCUCCUGCACCUCACCUAAAUGGGAAGCACAUGGUUUUUGGGCAUGUGUUGACUGGACAGGAAGUGGUGAUCAAAAUAGAGGCAGUGCCCGUUUCCGAUACUCGCAUUUACAAGCCAAUAAAGCCUGUUGUAAUCGUAAAUUGUGGCGAACUUGUUCCAGGUGAGAAGGUCAUUCAUUUCGAUCAAAAAGUGUAG
Mesocestoides corti is the source of this 615-nucleotide messenger RNA. NCBI's taxonomy places the organism in Eukaryota, Metazoa, Platyhelminthes, Cestoda, Cyclophyllidea, Mesocestoididae. The record is from the annotation of a GenBank genome assembly.